UAAAAAGGAUAGGAAAUGGAGUGGCAGUGUUUGCUACUUUUGUGGACAGUGCUUGUAGCUCUUGCCGUGUUCCUUGUUCUCAAUGAGGUGCGUCGAUUGGUAUUCCCGUCGCACCGCUUACCUCCAGGACCUGUCCCACUGCCCUUCUUAGGCAAUUUGCUUAAUGUGAACUUUAAGGAUCCUGGUAAAACUUUCAGUCAGCUUGGAGAGAAAUAUGGUGACAUCUCCACAUUCUAUAUUGGUCGCUCCCCUGCUGUGAUCUUAAAUGGGAUACAUACAAUUAAAAAUGCAUUCGCACACCAACCCAUUGAAUUUGCAGGAAGACCUAGUAUGCCGCUGUUGGAAUGGAUUAUACACGGACUAGGAAUUGUGAUGGCUCCAUAUGGCAUCUCCUGGAAACAGCAAAGAAAGUUUGCACUGACAUCCCUUAGAAACUUUGGUGUGGGAAAAAAGUCUAUGGAGGAACGGAUUUCUGAGGAGGCAGUUUUCCUAAUUCAUGGUAUUAGAGAUGAAGCAGGUAAACCAUUUGAUCCUCACUAUAUAAUCAACAAUGCUGUUUCGAACAUCAUUUGCUCAAUUGUUUUUGGGAAUCGAUUUGAGUAUGACAAUGCCAGGUUCCAGCAUUUACUUCACCUCAUUGAUACCAACAUGAAAUUGGCUGGUGGUGUUUUUGCACAGGUAUUCAAUACUUUCCCAUUCAUAAAAUAUCUUCCUGGUCCACACCAUAAAGUAAAAAAUAAUGCAGAAGAUGUUCUUUCCUUCAUCCAUGAAGCAGUUCUUGAUCACAAGAAAACCCUCAGCAGAGACCAUGUUAGAGAUUUUAUUGAUGCAUAUCUUUUAGAAAUGGAAAAGCAAAAGUCAAACUCAGAAUCUACUUUCCAUAAUGAGAAUCUUGCAGUGUCUACUGCAGACCUUUUUCUGGCUGGUACAGAAACAACAUCAUCUUCAUUAAGAUGGGGACUUCUUUAUAUGGCAGCAUAUCCUGAGAUCCAGAAAAGAUGCCAGCAGGAAAUAGACAAUGAUGUGGGAAGUGAACAUCUCCCAGUCUGGGAGGACCGGUUGAAGAUGCAUUAUGUCAAUGCUACAGUUCAUGAAAUUCUGCGGUUUGGAAAUAUUGCACCAUUAGGAGUAGGCAGAGCCAUUGCAAAAACCUGUAGUUUUGGUGGUUAUGUUCUACCCAAGGGAACUGCUGUUAUUGCGAACUUGACUUCUGCACUGUUUGAUCCUGAGCACUGGAAGUUCCCAGACCAGUUCAAUCCUGAAAACUUCUUGGAUGAAAAGGGAGAAUUUUCCAGGUCAGAUGCUUUCAUUCCUUUCUCUGCAGGACUGCGUGUGUGCCUUGGAGAACAACUUGCACGGAUGGAGCUGUUUUUGUUCUUCUCCAGCUUGCUUCAGCAUUUGGACUUUAUCUGGCCAGAUCCAGUGCAUCCACCAAAUUUUCAAGAUGAAGUUGGUUUGACCCGGACCCCAAAGCCAUUCAAACUGUGUUGCCAAAUUCGACCCACUUCCUUUCUACAAAAAUAAUUAGACUGGAAUAUUUCAUUGAGAUUCAUCUUUUUUUUUCUUUUGUAAGCUGGACUGCACGUAGUGGUACCUGAAUAAUGCAUAGAACUGUUUGCCUGGGAGCAGAGAGAUACAUCCUGCUUUUCUUACCUUGUAUACCUUAGUAUCUUAGUUCAAUUUCCUGCCUCUUCCAGUCCCAUUAACUGAAAAUGACCGAUAUUAGUCCCCAGAAUAUGUGCAUGAAACUUUCUAUACAGUAAUCAUUGACGCACAAAUUUUGCACUUACUUGGUUUUCUUCAUUACUCCUACAUUUAAUCUUUCUGGACUAUUUACAUUAACACAUUGUUGCUGCACCUUGAACAGGCUUUGCAGUACAGGAUUUCUGCCAUUGGAGUUACCUCUCAGAGUCCUUAGGAAUCCAGACAGUGUACUGACAGAUCUCCUAGCACUGGCCGGUAUAGGAGCUACUGAGGAUUAGAGAACAGUUAAGUCUGGUACCCUAAUACAAGAGUGGGGAGAAGGAAGAAUCUGCAAACUAUAAGCCUGUUAGUCUAACAGAAGUGGCAAGGAAAGCUGUAGUGGAUCCUGAGGGGAGGGUCAGUUUUCCUAGAAGGCAGCAUUCUGCAUUGCAGCCAGAAGCAAAGGUUCAUGGCCAAAAAGAGCUGCCAGACAAGACUAAUCCAGUUUUGUGACUGGGUUACACGUGAACUUAAUGAGGGAAUAAUACUAAGUGUGGGCUAAACGGAUUUCCUAAGGUAUUUCUGGCUUGGUGAUAGCUGGUAGGAAAGCUGGAGAAUGGGAAGAGGAUCAAGACUCAGGAAUGGGAUUACUGUAAGGUCCUUAAGUGGGAUACAGGAGUGUUAUGGUGAGCUGGACAAUGUCAGAAAUAGUGACCUGUGAAGUGCUGCAUAGGCCACUCCUGACUCCAGUGCUUUUUGGUGUGCUUGUUGUCAUAUGCGAGAGAAAAUGGGAUUAUAUCCCUCGAUGCCGACAUGAAGAAAAGAGCAGCAGUGGAGGAUGAGGAAAGAGUCUAGGUAAAGAUUUCAGAGACUGACCAGUCGGGAAGAAAUCUGAGGGAUCAUAAUACUGCCCUUGAGGUCCAUUGCAAAUGUAUAAAGUAUUGCAUGUAGAUAAUAACCCUGCCUGGUGUGGAGUAUCAUCUGGAGGAAAGGAGAGUGAAAAGGAUCUGGGAAUGUUGAUCACACCCGGACUGAAUGUGAGAAUGCAGUGAUAGCAGUUAAGUGUCAUAGACCUAUAGUAGUAGAAUUCAGAAGAAAACCGAUAAGUGUUCCACUGUACUGGGCCCUGGUCAAGCCGUACAUUGAGUAUUCUGCAUAGUUCUCAUAUUAAUAAACUCUCAGUCUUUCAUAGAAGGAAAUUAAUGAAAAGUUGUAAGAAAUCCCCAUCUCUGUACCUCGAGACUGCACUGAAACAUGACAGAAAGAACAUAAGAUCAGCACUCUUAGAAAAUAUAAAGUGGGGUGUAAACUUAAGGUCUUUACAGAUACCAAAGGAAACUACAGCCCUUUCUUUAUGUCAGGAAAUUCAGACGUAAUGUGCAUCAUUGCACUGAAUUUAAACAUAGUAAUAUCACACAUUCUGAUCCCAGAUCUAUAGCCUAUAUAUAAGCAGACAAAUGUAGUGCUCACUUUACCCCACCUACCUGCUUUGUCCUCACUAUCCCUAGCAAUGUAGUUUCUCCUGGAAUUCCUUUGAAACCAGCCUCAGUCUCAGUUAAAGACUAAAAAUAAUACUUCAGUCGAACCAGAAAUCAUAUCAAGGUGCAUUCUCAUUAGUGGUAAUUAUGCACUGUCCAAGCCGCCACUUAAACUGUUCAACCUCAGUCUUUCCUCAUGGUUUGAGCCUGAUGCCUGGAGAAUAGCCACUGUGAUUCCCUUACACAGGUCAUCCCUGUACGGACCUGACUAAUUCUAGGCCCAUUAGCCUCACCAGCAUUAUUUGCAAAGCCAUGCAAUGUGCCAUAACAUAACUUGUUCAUGUGGACAUAGACAACUGAGUUACACCCCCUUCAGUUUUCAUUUUUUUAUUUUUUUUUUUUAGGGCAGGUGUUGUUUCCUGAGUCGAAUAAGCUUAUUUGGAAAGAGGCUGUGGACAGUGAUCCCUCAGUGCACACUUAUAUUGACAUGCCAAGAUAUUUGACAUGAUUCUCCAUACUGAUAUUAUUGGGAAAAAAAAUCAGAUACGCAUAAUGUAAACCUCUAUGUCAUCCACUGGAUUGCAAGUUAGUUGUUCAGCCAAUCCCAAGUUGUGAAAAUUACUGUUUUGCUCUCUUGAGUGUACAAUUGUAACUAAUAAAACCACAGAGUUUAGUGCUGAUCCCUCUCCUCUUUGACACUUAUUUGCAAACAUCCAGGUCAGCAUUCCAAAUGUGUGGUUGACCAUGUUUGCUGAUGACUGCAAGUUGGGGACUGUAUCACUCAUUCACCACUCCUAAACUGCUAGAGUAAGGGCUGGAGUAUCCAUAUACUUAGUGUACCAAAACAGUUUUAAGCUGAGUGCAAGAAAAGCACAGAAUGGUCACAUUCUGACAAAAAGUUUCUUCCACUUCAUACUUUAAAAUUGGUACUGCUCUUUGGACAGGCACAAUCAUAAGACAGCUGAGCACCUAUGCAGACCACUGUCGUGCUAUCAUUAUGUUUCAACCAUAGUUAGGAAAUGCUUCUGUCUGGUCCAUUUAAUUUUCCUGAAGAACUAAUGAAAUUGUCAUACCAUUGUACUCAUCUCUUAUCAUCCCAAUCUUCAAAUACAAUGCCUCCUGUACAAAUUCAAGCACAUUGCUCAACUGAAAAGGCCACAAAGACUUCUAACCAAGAAAGUUAAACAGUUUAAAUCCUCUAACUAUAUCCCAGUUGAUUAGCCCAAUUCUCCUUGUACUCAGUAGCCUACCAGCUUCUCCAUGGUGACCUAUGUCUCACUUUUUGAGCUGCGAAAGACAGAAUCCUAUUAGAUGGACCCCACCUUUUU
Molecule: messenger RNA, 4489 nt
Organism: Protopterus annectens (West African lungfish)
Lineage: Eukaryota; Metazoa; Chordata; Ceratodontiformes; Protopteridae
Product: cytochrome P450 2J4-like
Exons: 9
Coding region: 16-1524 (502 amino acids)
Biological process (GO): xenobiotic metabolic process
Cellular component (GO): cytoplasm; intracellular membrane-bounded organelle
Molecular function (GO): iron ion binding; oxidoreductase activity, acting on paired donors, with incorporation or reduction of molecular oxygen, reduced flavin or flavoprotein as one donor, and incorporation of one atom of oxygen; heme binding
Source: RefSeq, a predicted model, not a curated record